AUGUGCCAAUACUACGCUCACGCCUUCACCUGCAAGCAUAGCAGCUACACAUUCGCGCGCUUCUGUCAACCCGCGAGCUUGAUACAGAAACCCUGUAGCAAACGCCAGGUCUGGCAGACGAUUCGUCUCGACGAUGCCUGCGAAGAGUGUCUGACCUGGUUCCCGGACCGGUACCCUUGCCGCCGGCCCCGGUAUCAGUGA
Messenger RNA from Colletotrichum gloeosporioides, 201 nucleotides. RefSeq lists its product as uncharacterized. Lineage: Eukaryota; Fungi; Ascomycota; Sordariomycetes; Glomerellales; Glomerellaceae. The record is from RefSeq and is a predicted model, not a curated record. The transcript has a single exon. The coding region runs from base 1 to 201 and encodes 66 amino acids.